AUGUAUUCUUGGUGGUGGGACAGCCACAACACACCAAAGAACUCAAAAUGGCUCCAAGAAAAUCUUACAGAUAUCGACAGCAAAGUCAAAUCUAUGAUCAAGCUAAUCGAAGAGGAUGCAGACUCAUUUGCUCGACGGGCCGAGAUGUACUACAAGAAGCGGCCGGAACUAAUGAAAUUGGUGGAAGAAUUCUAUCGGGCCUACCGUGCAUUAGCUGAAAGGUAUAAUCACGCGACGGGCGAGCUCAGGCAUUGCCAGCAAACCAUAGCAAAGGCAUUUCCCGAUGAAGUUCCUUUCGAACUUGUUGAGGAUUCACAUUUGCCGUCCCCUUCCCAUGAGAGGGUUGGGCCCGGGCCUGAAAGCGGACCGUCUGAAAUGGCAUUUCCUGCCAACACAUUGUUAAACACUGAAGACAUUCUUGAGAACAAUGCACACAGACCUUCUCCAUCUGAAGGGGAGCCACGAAAAAGGGGUUUGAAGCAAUUGCCCGAGAUGUUCAGAGCUGAGAAAGCGGGGGCCCGCGAUCAGAAUCUGGAAGUGAAGGUUCUUAACGAGAUCGACAGAGUGAAAAAGGCAGAAAAUGAAGUUGAAUGUCUAAAGAAAGCGCUUGCAGAUAUGAAAGCCGAAAAGGAAGAUGUUCUCAGCCAGUAUAAAACGUGUCUUGAGAAGCUAUCUGAAAUCGAGAAUGAGUUGAAUAACGCGCAAAAUGACUCGAAGAGGCUCGGUGAGAAAGCCAGUCUAGCUGAAAUUGAGGUUCAGACCCUGAAGGAAGCACUUGUUCAGUUUGAGGUUGAGAAAAUUGCUCAGAUGAUCAGACAAAACGAUUAUUUGGAAAAAAUAUCUCAUCUCGAGGCUAUGGCUUCUCGAUAUCAGGAAGACAUGAGGGGACUUGAUAGCAGAGCAUGUGAGGCAGAAAGUGAGUCUCGAAAUCUGAAAGAUGAAAUUUCGAGAUUGGAGAUGGAAAAGGGAAUGGUGGUUUGUCAGUACAAGCAGUGUCUUGAGAAAAUAAAGGAUUUAGAGUUUGUAAUAUCGAGUAACGAAAAUGAAGCUGGAUUGCUUAAGCAGCAAGCGGAAAAAGCUGAAAAUGAAGUCUUUGAACUGAAAAGGGCUUUGGCUGAUUUGAACAAGGAGAAAGAGGAUAUGGCUAUUGAGUAUAAGCAGUGCUUGGAGAAAAUGGCAGAGCUCGAGGAAGAUUUAUCUUCUGCUAAAACCAACAUUGAGCGGCUUAAUAAUGAAGUCUUGUCCGGAAAUGAGAAACUAAAAAAUGUCGAAAAGAAAUGUGCAUCCGUGGAGGCAUCUAAUAAAUCUUUAAGAGUCGAGGCGGAUAACUUGGUGAAGAAAAUUGCUAUUAAAGAUCAAGAACUCCUGGGAAAGCAGGAGCAAUUGGAGAAACUCGAGGCGCUUUUGGAAGACGAGCAUUCGAGGCAUGCACAAGUCAAGGCCACUCUUGAGAGUCUCCAGAAUUUGCACUCUCGAUCUCAAGAUGAUCAGAAGGUUUUAGCCUCGGAGAUUAAUAACGUGGUCCGGACGCUAAAAGAUGUGGAAGUUUGCAAAAAUGAGUUGGAAGUAGAAAUCGAGAAGGUUAAGGAUGAAAAUGGCAAUUUGAGACAAACAAUUAUGUCUUCAUCUAUUUCAAUGGAGAAAAUGCAGAACGAAAUUAUUGGCUUACGGGAGAUUCGGGAUAGACUUGGAAAUGAGGUUUCAGUCCACGUGAAUGUGACUGCUUCUCUUCAAGAGGAGAUGUUUUGCUUGAAAAAAGAAAUUGAGGGGUUAAAUAAAACCUACCGAGAAUUAGUUGAGCAAGUUGAAGCAGCUGGUUUGAACCCAAAAUGUGUUGAGGAUUCACUUAAGAGCUUGCGUGACGAAAGCUCGACACUUAGACAAAAAUGUGAGCACGAAUAUGUUGAGAAAGAAAUUCUUUCCAAGAGGCUAGAGGAGAUUGAAGGAGCUUUAAAGAAAAAUUUGAUCGCCGAAAGCACCCUGUCGGAUUUGAAUGCUGAGCUGGCAGUCUCGCGUAGGGAGGUGAAGGAAUUGCAAGAAUCGAGCGACCUUCUACGUGGAGAGAAGGGCAAUCUUGUUGUAGAGAAAGCUUCUAUUUUGUCUCAGCUGCAGGCUAUGACUGAUAACAUGCAGAAUUUAUUGGGGAAGAAUGCUGUUUUGGAAGAUACACUGUGUGAGGCGAAAAUCGAGCUUCAAGGUUUGAGGGAAAAAUCGAAGGGACUUGAAGAAAUAUGCCAAAUGCUCAAGAACGAAAGGUCUUUCCUUCUGUCUGAAAGGGAUACCUUAGUCUUGAAGUUGGAAAAUGUUGAGAAUAUGCUUAAAAGCCUCGAAAAGCAGUUUACGGGUCUGGAAAUAAAGUAUGCUGAUGUCAAGAGGGAAAAAGAAGCCAUGCACUGUCAAGUUGAGAAACUUAAGGUUUCCUUGUGUGAGGAAAAACAGGAAAGGAAAUAUACCCAGCUUGAAAGCGAGAUGAGACUGGCCGGGCUAGAAAAAAUUAUCCAUCUCUUGCAGGAGGAAAAUAAAUGGAAAAAGAAGGAAUCCGAGGAUGAACUCGAUAAAUCACUGAAAGCACAAUUUGAAAUUUCCAUCUUGCAGAAAUUCAUAAAAGAUAUGGAGGAGAAAAAUUGUGCUCUAAUUAUCGAGUGCCAAAAGCACGUAGAGGCAUCGAGAUUGGCGGAGAAAUUGAUAUCCGAGCUCGAGGGUGAAAGUCUCGAGCAGCAGGUGGAAGCCGAGCUCCUACUGGACGAGAUCGAGAGAUUGAGAUUGGGCAUAUAUGGAAUUUUCAAAAGCAUGGAAAGCGGCCCCAGUUGUGUUAUUGAGGACAUCAAGGUCCAAAAUGAACAAACUUUGGUGCAUCAUAUUUUGGUCAGCAUUGAAGAUUUGAAAAGUUGUGCUUCUAGAAAUGAGGACGAAAAGCAGCAGCUUAUAGUCGAGAACUCCGUUCUACUUGCUCUACUCGAGCAGGUGGAGUCCAAGGGUCAUGAAAUCGAGUCACAUAAGGCACUUUUGGAGAAGGAAUCAAAGAUAAUGGCCGAGAAGCUCAAUUUUGUGGAAAAAGAAAAAGAAGAGCUUCUAGAGAUAAACAAGCUGUUAAAAUCCAAUGUGACCAAAAAUCUUCAAGAAGCUGCUCUCUAUCAGGAUGAGUUGGAGAGUCUUUGUGAUAAACAAGCUGAUUUGCAGAAAGCUUAUCAUUUGUUGCACGAAUCAUAUUCUCGAGUGAAUGAGGAGAAUACGCAUUUGCUCAAGAAAAUUUAUGAACUAAAAGAGGAGAAGUUUCAAGUCAAUCAGCACAAUGAUGCAAUUCUUAUGGAGCUCUUAGCAGCUGAUAAUCAAAAUGCAGCUUUGAGGAGUUUUGGGAGAGAGAAAAUUGUAGAACUGAAAUCAAUCCUUAAAGAUCUGAACAGGCAGCAUGAUGUCAGCACAAGACUUGAAGAGGAAAUGAAUGAGUUGAGGGAGAAACUAGAGUUGCACGAGGCCGGGAAUUUAGUCCUUAAAGACUUCGUCUGUAGAUUGGAGAGAGACAUGCAAGAAGCCAUGGAAGGUAAUGUAAAAAUGAAGAAAGAAAUAAUUAACGGCAAAGAGAGCAUAAGACAGACCGAAGCCAAGCUGUUGGAUACGGAAUCAAAGCUCGAGGCUGCUGAAAAAUCAAACUUGGACUUGUCUCAAACAGUGGACGAGCUGAAGACCGACAUUGUCGAGUCCUUUGAAAUAAGGAAAAGACUAGAAAAGAAUGUGUUCGAGCUUUCCGAAAAUAAUUCCUACCAGAAGAAGGAAAUCGAGAGCCUUCACAUGGCCAAUGAAAAUUUAGAGUCCGAAAUCGUUUUCCUUCGUCAAGAAGUGGAAGAGAAUACAGUUCGAGAGCGGACUCUAAGCAACGAGCUCCAGGAAAUGAGCAAUGAAUUCGAACUGUGGGAAGCUGAGGCAUCGACCUUUUGUUUUGAUCUUCAAGUCUCCUCAAUUAAUGAGGUUUUGUUGAAAGAUAAGGUGCAAGAGCUUAGUGAAGUGUGUGAGACUCUCGAGCAUGAGCACGAGGUGAAAAUUUCGGAGAUAGAAAUGAUGAAGGGGAAGAUUUGUUCCAUGGAGAAUGAAGUUUGUGGAUUGAAGUCCCAGCUGCAUGCAUAUGCUCCUGUUAUAGCUUCGCUCAGAGAAGAUAUAGCAAUACUUGAGCAUAAUGCUUUACUUCACGCGAAGUUUAAAGUGGCAUAUGGUCAAGAGACACUGGCUUUCAAAGUUUCACCUCAUGCCAGUCAAGACUCUUCUCAAAUACUUCCUGAAGAUCAGUCCCUUCUCAGCUUGCAAAACUUACAGAUGAGAGUCAAAGCUGUUGGAAAAAUGAUGCAAGAAACGAAUAAACCCGCUGUCUGGAGAAGAUCAAACUCCGAUAUCAUACAAGAAUUCUCAUUCAUCGAGAUCGAUCAUCAGUUAAAACCCCGCAAGAAAAAGGUGUCAACAAACGAGUCCAGCGACUCUCCAAAAUCGCAUAGACCAAAAUUCAAAAGCUCUGAAACCCGAAAUGCGGCUCUCAUGAAAGAUAUUCCUCUCGAUCAAGUCUCUAAUAACAGCUCAUGGCGCGGAACUCGGAAUAAAAACAGCAAAGCCAGCUCAGAUGAUUUAAUGCUCGAGCUGUGGGAAACUACCGAAGAUGGGAAUAAGUUUGCGAAUGAUAAUACAGCACGCAAUCCAUAUGAAAAUGAGGAGGGAAAAUCUUUGUUGUUGCCUUUGACAGACUCGGAUGUGGAGAAAGAGUUAGCCGUGGAUAGAUUGAAGCUGUCAUCCACAAGAAAACUCGAGCCUGACAAUGAUGCGAAAAUCCUCGAGAAACUCGCAUCGGAUGCCCAAAAGCUCGAAAUCCUCUGGACAACAUUAGAAAGCUUGAGAAGGAAGCUAGAGACGAACAAAAAGAGCCGAAAGGUUAAAAAAUCCGAUUUUCAGGCUGUGAGAGAACAGUUGGAAGAUGCUGAGGACAGUGUUGUCCAUUUAGUGGAUUUGAACGGUCAACUCGUGAAAAACAUCGAGUAUUGUCCGAGAGAUGAAAUGAACGAGGCUCUGAGAAUGUGGAAAAUGAAAGUAGCUGAGCAGGCUCAGAAGGGUUCGGAGAAGAUCGAAGAUUUGCAGUUGGGGCUUCAGAAAAUUCAGCACGUGCUUUUGCGAAUGGAGGAAGAGAAGAAGAAGAAUAAUAAGGGGAAAGUUAAGUUCCUUAGGAGCAAAAGUAUAAUUUCGAGGGACUUUGUUGAUAAUGGAAAGACAAACAGCGGGAGGAGUAAGAAGGGUCCUCGUUGUGGGUGUUUUAAGCAGUCGACUAGUAGAAAUAUUGCCGAAGGUUCUUAG
Messenger RNA from Striga hermonthica, 5328 nucleotides. The record is from the annotation of a GenBank genome assembly. NCBI's taxonomy places the organism in Eukaryota, Viridiplantae, Streptophyta, Magnoliopsida, Lamiales, Orobanchaceae.